Molecule: messenger RNA, 1815 nt
Organism: Ostreococcus lucimarinus CCE9901
Lineage: Eukaryota; Viridiplantae; Chlorophyta; Mamiellophyceae; Mamiellales; Bathycoccaceae
Exons: 2
Coding region: 1-1815 (604 amino acids)
Source: RefSeq, a predicted model, not a curated record
AUGACGCGAGACCGGUGCGUCGACGCGCUGCGAGCGGCGAGCUCGAGGGAGGCGGACGACGAGGCGGACGCGUACUACGCCGCGCUGAGCCUGCACCGAGCGCUCGCGACGCGGGCGAAUCGAGACGACGACGAGGCGAUGGCGCGAUGCGUCGCGACGUGCGAGGAGGUGGUAGAGAGGUACGCGCGACGCCGCGGCGGGCGCGACGGCGCGAUGCGGCGGGAGACGGUGGCGCUGGCGGCGUUGACGGUGGCGCGCGCGAGAGGACCGGCGGCGGCGGCGGAGACGCUGAGGGGCGGCGACGAGCGCGCGAGCGUGCUCGGCGCCGCCGUCGCGCGGUGGUUAGCGCUGCGAUUGGUGGACGUGGACGCGGAGAGGGAGCUCACGGUGGCGGAUUUGACGCGAUUGGCGGUUAUUUUGUCAAAGGCGCGGGAUUCGCGCGCGGCGACGGCGUUUUGCGAGUGCGGCGGCGUGUCGUCGUUGUGCGCGUUGAUCGACGUCGAAUCGUCCCCGCCGCUGAGCGCGGGGACGAUAUUUGAUUGCGCCAAAGCCAUCGCGGGUUUUUGCGCGGCGCUUUCGGAUGGUUCGACGACGACGAGGUUCGACGUCGAAGGCGUGUCGCGCGAGUUGAGGGCGAUUCUCUCGUCGGCUUCGGGUAAGAUGGCCGAUCCCCUUCCCGCGGUCGCCGCCACCGCGUGUCGCCAAGCGUUGGCGUCUUUGGAAAAGUACGCGGCGACCCGAGCGGGAGCGGUGUCCACGGUGGAGCGGCAGUCGUCGUACGGGGCGCUCGGCGAUUGCGUCACCGCGGCGAAGGAGCUCGAUUUCGCCGACGCCUCGCGCUCGGGUUCGCACGCCAGUCUACACCGCGCGCAAAAAUACGACGGUUCGUUUGGAUCGCAAAUCGAUCUCUCGCGCACGCGCUCGGAAUCGCUCAACUCCUUGGAUGCCUCGUUUAGUUCGCCGACGAAGCUCAUCCCCGCGGCCGUCGUCAUCGAAAACCGAGCGGCGAGCCUAGACGGCGAUAAGCGCACGCUCGUCGUCGCGAUCGAGGAUAAACAGACGGAAUCGAACUUGCGUAAGAGCCCGGGGAGCGCGGUGUACGGAAAUGGGAACGGGAAGGUGUGGACGGAGAUGUACGACGAGCCGGGGCAGUACGUCAGGGCGCGGUGCGGGUGCGGCGCGGAGACGCGCUUGCCGAUAGCGCGAUCGCCGUAUCACGUGCGGUACGACUCGGCGAGGUUAGACAGCGCGAAGGUUGAAUUCUUGGUGGAUUCGAGUCAUCAUCCGAACGCGCUGACGGGCGCGAAACCGGGCGACGUGUUUCACGUGAGCGAGCCGCGCGGCGUCGGCUUCUCCAACGUGUUGUUCGCGGAGCGAUCGCUCGAGGCGGCGAUGCGUAAAAACCAUCCAUUGGUCCUUCUCGCGAACGGUACCGACGGUCUCGCGAGCGUGCGCUCGCUAUUAGAUUGGCAACCAGUGAUGGCGUACGCGGACGCGCAUCCUGUGACGUUAUUUUACCUGUGCGAGAGUCAAGAGAGCGCCGCGCUCUUGUCCAUCCACGACGAGUGGCGGGAGGAGGGCUUCAAAAUCAUUCCGUGCUACGGCGCUUUGGACGACCAACUCUUCUUGAUGGAGCAGUGUUUCCUCACCGGCGCCGUCGCGGCGGGUGGCAAGCCAACCAUUCUCGGCGCCGACCCCGCGGCGUGUUCCGUCUUGCUCGCCGGCGCCGAGGGCGACGUCGCCGGGAGCAUCUUGAAGCUCCUGAACGCCCGAGGUAUCGCGCGCGACAACAUCUUGACGAGUGACUUUUUUUAA